UCUCUCACGGUUUAUAAAGGUUUGUGCGCACGCGUGCUCACGCAGAGCGCAUCUCCGCUCGGACCCUAGAGCCUGUGUAGUGAACAAUAGUGCAGCUCUACGAUAUCCGAAAUGGCGUUUCGUAUUCUAUCGUGUUUAGUCGUCGUACUAGGAUGCGUUUGUGCGGCGCCAGCGGCUGACAGCGAGUCUGUGAAAGCAGUAGUACCAGAAGACAUUCAAGAUACAGGUGACCUAAAGGCGGAUGCUAGCACUACAUAUGGUCGCAGAUAUCCGGACUGGGGCGGUUACCCUGGCAAUUCCUACAUCACAGGGUACGGUUUACUAGAUGACAAGUACAACGGAUACAACAACAUUGGCUACAACGGCUACGACAGUCAAUAUGGCGUCAGAGGGUACAACGGAGGUUACUCAGGGUACAACGGGUACACCGGUAACGCUGGCUACGGGGGUUAUAAGGGUUAUUCAGGCUACGAUACUAGCGGACUUGGUGCAUAUGGCGCCGAUGGAGGUUACGGCGGCGCUGUCGGCUAUGGAGGCAACGGAGGCUAUGGCGGCUACGGAGGAAACGGAGGCAUUAACUCCUACUACGGUUACAACAACCCGUCGUAUCAAGGCGCGUACCAUCUCGGAUACGGGUACAAGAAACCUGGCUAUGGAAACAUUUACAACAGUGGAAUUACACCAAGUCUAGUAACUGGUUAUAGAGGAUAUUCAAGGAGAUAAACGUGUAUAAAAAUAGAUAAUACCUAACACUAUUAUACUACCAAUGUUUAUGACUGAUUACAUGUCAAUUAUCUGAUAAAUGAAAAGUUGCUGUAAAGCAAACAUUGCCAGUGAAUAGAGGCAAUAACUAUUAUUAUUUUGAAGUUAUUUUACCUAUUUAUGUAAGCUAACCAAAGUAUUAUCCAAAGUAAUGUUAUAUAGGUAGUUUUAAGUAUAACAGAAGAUGUAACAUAAUAAAAUACAAUUUGCAUAGU
Messenger RNA from Ostrinia nubilalis (European corn borer), 977 nucleotides. RefSeq names its product keratin-associated protein 19-2-like. The transcript is spliced from 3 exons. NCBI's taxonomy places the organism in Eukaryota, Metazoa, Arthropoda, Insecta, Lepidoptera, Crambidae. The coding region runs from base 112 to 723 and encodes 203 amino acids. The record is from RefSeq and is a predicted model, not a curated record.